This is a messenger RNA of Anoplophora glabripennis (Asian longhorned beetle), 1077 nucleotides long. RefSeq names its product casein kinase II subunit beta (gene CkIIbeta). Gene Ontology annotation, molecular function: protein kinase regulator activity. Bases 101 to 766 code for a protein of 221 amino acids. The transcript is spliced from 6 exons. The record is from RefSeq and is a predicted model, not a curated record. Lineage: Eukaryota; Metazoa; Arthropoda; Insecta; Coleoptera; Cerambycidae. Gene Ontology annotation, cellular component: cytoplasm; protein kinase CK2 complex.
AUUUAGUUCAGUUUUGAAUCGUCAGAUGACCGCAGAGUCGAUUUCCUUUUCGCGUAGAUGAAGUAGCGUAAGCGUGGCUAAUCAAGGUACAAAAAGAAAAAUGAGCAGCUCUGAGGAGGUAUCGUGGAUUUCAUGGUUCUGUGGACUAAGGGGAAAUGAAUUCUUCUGCGAGGUUGAUGAGGAUUAUAUACAAGACAAAUUUAAUUUGACGGGUUUAAACGAACAAGUACCACACUAUAGACAAGCGUUGGAUAUGAUAUUAGACUUAGAACCAGACGAUGAAUUAGAUGACAAUCCGAAUCAGUCGGAUUUAAUUGAACAAGCUGCCGAAAUGCUAUAUGGGUUAAUUCAUGCUAGGUAUAUUUUAACGAAUCGUGGAAUUGCUCAAAUGAUAGAGAAGUAUCAAUCAGGUGAUUUCGGUUUUUGUCCUAGGGUUUACUGUGAAUCUCAGCCAAUGCUGCCUUUAGGUUUAUCCGACGUACCUGGUGAAGCAAUGGUGAAGUCAUAUUGCCCCAAAUGUAUGGACGUGUACACACCAAAGUCUUCUAGACAUCACCACACAGAUGGCGCCUAUUUUGGCACCGGUUUUCCUCACAUGUUGUUCAUGGUGCAUCCUGAGUAUAGGCCCAAACGUCCAACAAAUCAAUUCGUUCCUAGGUUAUUUGGUUUUAAAAUCCAUCCUCUGGCAUAUCAGCUUCAGCAGCAGGCUGCUUCGACGUUCAAGACCCCACUAAGAAGUUUGAAUUUCAAUAACGGUAAACGUUAAUAUGGUGUAUAUUUUUAAAUUGUAUUCAAGUGGAUGAGAAAUACGUUAGUUAAAUGUGUUUUGAAGGAAUCUUCUGUUGAGUGGAUAUAUUAUGUUUGUAGUUAUAUAUUGAGGAUAUCUCUUUUUAUUAACCUGAUUUUGGACGACUUUAUUUCGAGCAUGAUUUCUUCGUUUUAACGUUUUUUUUUUAUAAGUUACACAUUCAAAUUACAAUAUUCCUUCAAAGUAACGCAAGGACGGUCGUACCAUUAAAUAAAUAGGACAAAUAAUAAAUAACCGCAGUAUAAAUAAACCAGUACUGAAAUGUUUGU